AGGAGUUCUUCCACACCUGCACCUAGGAACUGGAAUCUCAACGUCGUAGCAACCACCAAAUUUGUACUGAACUUGAAUACCCAGCAAAUUCCUCAGCUUUACAGCACAGAGAGGGGAUGGAGUUGAAUGAAAACAUCCUCAGGCGGCAAUUGGUAGAUGUCCAUGGUGUACCCUUGUUUUGGAGCAUUGCAGAGGAGUGGGCCCAGGUGGAGACUUUCCAGGCCAAGCAAGAUGACCUUCUCAUCGCCACCUACCCAAAAUCAGGCACUACCUGGGUCAGUGAAAUUGUGGACAUGCUUUAUAAUGAUGGGGAUGUGGAAAAGUGUAAACGAGAUACCAUCUUCAAUCGUGUUCCUUUCAUGGAGCUCAUCAUCCCUGGAAAGGCAAAUGGUGUAGCCCAGCUGAUCAAAAUGCCUUCGCCUCGAUUAGUUAAGACUCACCUCCCAGUGCAACUUCUCCCCAAGACCUUUUGGGAAAGUGGCUGCAAGAUAAUUUAUGUGGCCAGGAAUGCCAAGGAUGUAGCUGUGUCUUAUUACUACUUCUACCAGAUGGCAAAGAUGCACCCAGAACCUGGCACUUGGGAUGAGUUCCUGGAGAAAUUUGUGGCAGGGGAAGUGGCUUUUGGAUCCUGGUAUGAUCAUGUAAAAGGCUGGUGGGAGAAGAAAAAGAGCCAUCCAAUACUGUACCUCUUCUAUGAAGAUAUGAAAGAGGACCCCAAACGUGAACUGGAAAAAGUGACUCAGUUUCUGGGAAAGGAAGUGUCAGAGGAAGUGGUGGACAGGAUCCUUCACCACACGUCAUUCCAGGAGAUGCAGAAGAAUCCCACCUCAAACUAUAAAAUGAUGCCAACUUCUGACAUGGACCACAGUGUAUCGCCCUUCAUGAGAAAGGGUAUUGCAGGUGACUGGAAGAACCACUUCACUGUAGCUCAGAAUGAAAGAUUUGAUGAAGAAUAUGCAGAGAAAAUGAAGGAAUCCACCUUGCUUUUUCGAAUGGAGAUCUAAGGGAUGAACGCUUUCCAGA
Messenger RNA from Elgaria multicarinata webbii, 1023 nucleotides. Its product is annotated as sulfotransferase 1 family member D1-like. Lineage: Eukaryota; Metazoa; Chordata; Lepidosauria; Squamata; Anguidae. Gene Ontology annotation, biological process: sulfation. Gene Ontology annotation, cellular component: cytoplasm. Gene Ontology annotation, molecular function: aryl sulfotransferase activity. The transcript has 8 exons. The record is from RefSeq and is a predicted model, not a curated record. Bases 117 to 1004 code for a protein of 295 amino acids.